AUGGACGUGACCACCAUCUUGACCAUGUUUAGAGAAAUUAUGGACGAACAGAAGAAUGUUAUCGCCAAUGUUAUGAACGAACAGAAGAAUAAUUGGCUGUCUGCGAAAAAAUUGGAUCCCAAUAUCUUUGGCGAGAAGUACCCAGCGAAUGUGGCUGGCCAAAGAGAUGUGACGGAAAUCGGGUUCACCGAGACGGUGGACAUACUCAAGCAGCUGUUUGAUUUCAAGUCGUCAUUGUUCACCACGAGAUAUCAAUGUCUCAAGCUAGAGAAGAGCCAAUCAGAAGACUUCCUCACGUAUACCGGUCGUGUGAAUGAAUUUUGCGAGAGAGCAAAGAUUCACGAGCUAGACUCGGACGGAAUCAAAUGCUUGCUGUGGAUUUUCGGAUUGAAAUCACAGCAGGAGGCAGAGAUCAGGCAGAGGCUGAUCACAGUUCUGGAUAGAGACCACAAAGCAGGCAAAACGGUCUCACUGCAACAAUUGCAUCAGGAGUGCGAAAACUUCUUAAGCCUUAAGAGAGACAGUGAAGUUGUCGCCGGAACUAUGAAACUAGUGGAAGCCACGUCCCGUCCAAGAAGGCUGGAAGGAAAUAGCAAAAAUGGGCCAACCAUCGUGCUAAGUGGAAUGGCCAACACGAAACCUUGGUUCUGCAAGAAGUGCAGGAAGGUCGGUCACAAGGAAAGGUUUUGUGACACUUUACGACAAAAGAAGACUGCGAGUCGCACAGAGGCGACGCAGAAAACUCAGCAUACUAAAGAGAAGUUCUCGGGGAACAGAAACAAUAGAGGUCCGAGAAAGCAAGUACGAAUCGUCAAGAUCGCAAAUGCAGCAGUUCAAGCCAACUCUUCCCGUGUGUACAUCGACGCUGUAGUGAACAACUACUCUGUCAAAUUCCUUCUCGAUACUGGAUCAGACAUCACGUUACUGAACGAGAAGAUUUGGAAGAAGAUGGGCUCCCCAGCAUUGGAGAAGACCAAUAUAGUCGUGAAAAAUGCAAGUGGAGAUACAAUGAAGAUAUAUGGAAAGCUUAAAUGCAAGAUUACCAUGAAAGGUGUCAACACUGAAGGAGAAGCCUAUGUGACGCCGCAUAGCUCACUCUUGGGUCUCGAAUGGAUUCGAGCAAAUGAGAAUUUGAUGUACCACAUAGAAAUGAUGGCUGAAGUGAAGGCCAACUGCAACCCCAGACGUAAAGAAGAGUUGAAGAAAACGUUGAAGAGAGGAAUCAGAAACCUCAAAGGGGAAGAGAAACUGUCAGAGGAUACGUUCAAUGUUAUACGGCAAGCAUACCGAACCACCCCACACAGAUGUCUUGAGGACAGAACUAAAUCAUCGACAUGGUUGUACGCCGAAGAAAAUCGAAGGAAAAUAAAGGAACAAUAA
This is a messenger RNA of Cooperia oncophora, 1380 nucleotides long. The record is from the annotation of a GenBank genome assembly. NCBI's taxonomy places the organism in Eukaryota, Metazoa, Nematoda, Chromadorea, Rhabditida, Trichostrongylidae.